AUGCCUCUGCAUUCUAUCAUCAGUUCACUGCGCGCGCAGACGCGAAGGAGGCGCGGCGAUGCGCUACAGGCUAACACGGAGAAGCUGGGAUGGCGACUGGCAGAUGUGUUUGUGAGCAUGUGGGAUCUGGGCUUCACCGCGUUUGGAGGACCGCCUGUGCACUUCCAGAUUCUGCAUCGUAGAUUUGUGGAUGGCGCGGGCCACGUGGGAAGUAAAUGGAUUGAUGAGCAGACUUACCAGGAACUCUUUGCAAUAUGCCAGGCCCUGCCUGGUCCUGGUUCCACCAAAAUGGUGUUUUGCAUCGCCAUGCUACACGCAGGUCUGGGUGCUGCAGUCUUUGCAUUCUUACUCUGGAGUCUCCCUGGUGCAAUCGGCAUGUACGGUCUAUCACUUGGUGUGCAGAAGAUGCCUGAUCGCCUACCUCCAACAGUGUACGCUCUGUUGACUGGCAUGAAUGCGAGUACGGUAGGCAUCAUUGCAUUAGCCGCCGUGCAAUUGUCCGAGAAAGCCAUCAAGGACCGUCUCACCAGAAUCCUCGUCAUAUUUGGUGCUUGUGCGGGACUUUGCUACAACGCACUGUGGUACUUCCCCGUUUUGAUUGCCAUCGGUGGGGUAAUAACAGUGCUUUGGGACGUAUGGCUGAAGCAGAGCAUUGGCAAAGCUCGGGCGCGUUAUGCAGCAAAGAGGAGGAGAGCCAGGAAUGAAGAUGGCCAUUUGGAGGAGAUACCUGCAACUCAAAAUAUCCCAUCGCAGGUCCAGCGGCCAGAGGCUGUUAAAAGACGAGCUCAGGCGGCAACUUCAAGAGACCAAAUUCUCGAAGACCAAGAGCAAGCGGAAUCUAGUCGUCGUAACGAUGGACACAGUGAGGGAAACGCACCAAGUACGAUUAGUACGCCAACAGCAGACAUCAGAACACACAACAUCUCAGUCAAAGUUGGACUAUCGCUCAUCGCAGCCUUCUUUGCAUCUUUCAUAAUCGUCAUGACAGUCCGCGGCACUGUGUCUCCCCGGCCCCUCUCCUUCGACCUCUUCUCCAACAUGUACCUAGCCGGCACCAUCAUCUUCGGAGGCGGCCCUGUCGUCAUCCCACUGCUACGAUCUUAUGUCGUCGACCCAGGAUGGGUUUCACCUCGCGACUUCCUCCUCGGCCUCGCCAUCAUCCAGGCCUUUCCCGGCCCCAACUUCAACUUCUCAGUCUACCUCGGCGCCCUCACCCUCGCUUCCACAGGAAUCCCAACCGUUUUUGGCGCGCUACUCGCAUUUUUGGGCAUCUUUGCACCCGGGAUUAUCAUCGCGGUCGGCGUGCAAAGUAUCUGGCAGGUUGUGAGGACAAAGCCGUGGGUGUUGAGCUUGCUGCGAGGGAUUAAUGCUACUGCUGUUGGGCUGGUGUUUACCGCUGUUUAUAGGCUUUGGGAGAUUGGCUAUUUGACCCCGGAGAGUAGCGAUGGGAAGAGCUUGGCUGAGGAGCCUUGGUGGGUCGUUGUUGCGGCACUUACGUAUGCGGAGACGGCGUGGUUUGAUGUCCCGCCAGCCGUGGCGAUUAUUAUUGGUUCGGUGCUUGGACUGGGGUGGUACGGUGCUGUUGGGCGUUGA
Molecule: messenger RNA, 1593 nt
Organism: Plenodomus lingam JN3
Lineage: Eukaryota; Fungi; Ascomycota; Dothideomycetes; Pleosporales; Leptosphaeriaceae
Biological process (GO): chromate transport
Molecular function (GO): chromate transmembrane transporter activity
Source: RefSeq, a predicted model, not a curated record